Messenger RNA from Lynx canadensis (Canada lynx), 3393 nucleotides. RefSeq names its product TEK receptor tyrosine kinase (gene TEK). Gene Ontology annotation, biological process: cell surface receptor protein tyrosine kinase signaling pathway; multicellular organism development; protein phosphorylation. Gene Ontology annotation, molecular function: transmembrane receptor protein tyrosine kinase activity; ATP binding. NCBI's taxonomy places the organism in Eukaryota, Metazoa, Chordata, Mammalia, Carnivora, Felidae. The transcript is spliced from 16 exons. Gene Ontology annotation, cellular component: signaling receptor complex; plasma membrane. Bases 448 to 2463 code for a protein of 671 amino acids. The record is from RefSeq and is a predicted model, not a curated record.
UAUUCUGUUUCCCGCCUAAGAGAGGAUACCCCUAUUGUUUCUGAAAACGCUGACCAGGACCCACACUUCCAACAAAAAUUCCUCUAUCCCCACAACAGCAGCAAAAGCAGCGGCAGAAGCAACAGCAAUAGAGAAGUGUUUUGAUGAAUUGCAAGAUGGAUAGGGCUUUCAGUGCCCCCAGCCCUGCUGAUACCAAACGCCUUUAAGAUACAGCCUUUCCCAUCCUAAUCUACAAAGGAAACAGGAAAAAGGAACUUAAAACUCCCUGUGCUCAGACAGAAAUGAGACUGUUACAGCCUGCUUCUGUGCUGUUCCUUCUUGCCUCUGACUUGUAAACAGGACCCAGUAGAACAUGCGAAUGGAAAGUCACAAACCUCUUGGUGUCUGAAAGGAUCCUUGGGACCUCAUGCACAUCUGCGGAAACUGGAUGGAGAGAUUUGGGGAAGCAUGGACUCUUUAGCUGGCUUAGUUCUCUAUGGAGUCAGCUUGCUCCUUUCUGGAACAGUGGACAGUGCCAUGGACCUGAUCUUGAUCAAUUCCCUACCUCUUGUGUCUGAUGCGGAAACAUCCCUCACCUGCAUCGCCACUGGAUGGCGCCCCCAUGAGCCCAUCACCAUAGGAAGGGACUUUGAAGCCUUAAUGAACCAGCACCAGGAUCCACUGGAAGUUACUCAAGAUGUGACCAGAGAAUGGGCUAAAAAAGUCGUUUGGAAGAGAGAAAAGGCUAGUGAAAUCAAUGGUGCGUAUUUCUGUGAAGGGCGAGUUCGAGGAGAAGCAAUAAGGAUACGGACCAUGAAGAUGCGCCAGCAAGCUUCCUUCCUACCAGCUACUUUAACCAUGACUGUGGACAGGGGAGAUAACGUGAACAUAUCUUUCAAAAAGGUGUUGAUUAGAGAAGAAGAUGCAGUGAUUUACAAAAAUGGUUCCUUCAUCCACUCAGUGCCCCGGCACGAAGUACCUGAUAUUUUAGAAGUGCAUCUGCCUCAUGCUCAGCCCCAGGAUGCUGGAGUGUACUCAGCCAGGUACAUAGGAGGAAACCUCUUCACCUCGGCCUUCACCAGGCUGAUAGUCCGGAGAUGUGAAGCUCAGAAGUGGGGACCUGAAUGCAACCGCGUCUGCACUGUUUGUAUGAACAAUGGUAUCUGCCAUGAGGAUACAGGAGAAUGCAUUUGCCCACCUGGGUUUAUGGGGAGGACAUGUGAGAAGGCUUGUGAACUGCACACAUUCGGCAGAACUUGUAAAGAAAGGUGUAGUGGACCGGAGGGAUGCAAGUCGUAUGUGUUCUGUCUCCCAGACCCCUAUGGGUGUUCCUGUGCCACAGGGUGGCAGGGUCUGCAGUGCAAUGAAGCAUGCCAGCCUGGUUAUUAUGGGCCAGACUGUAAGCUUACAUGCAGGUGCAGCCACGGGGAGACGUGUGAUCGGUUCCAAGGAUGUCUCUGCUCUCCAGAACGCCAAGGGCUCCAGUGUGAGAAAGAAGGCAUGCCAAGGAUGGUCCCAAAGAUAGAGGAUUUGCCGGAUCACGUAGAAGUAAACAGUGGUAAAUUUAAUCCCAUCUGCAAGGCGUCUGGCUGGCCACUGCCUGCUAAUGAAGAAAUGACUCUUGUGAAGCCGGAUGGAACGGUGCUCCAUCCAAAAGACUUCAACCAUACGGGUCAUCUGUCAGUGGCCACAUUCACCAUCCACCGGGUCCUCCCCCCUGACUCAGGGGUCUGGGUCUGCAGUGUGAACACAGUGGCUGGGAUGGUGGAAAAGCCUUUCAACAUUUCUGUUAAAGGCUACCUGUACCUGGCCAUCGAAUACGCUCCCCACGGAAACCUUCUGGACUUCCUGCGCAAGAGCCGAGUGCUGGAGACCGAUCCUGCCUUUGCCAUUGCCAACAGCACCGCCUCCACGCUGUCCUCCCAGCAGCUUCUCCAUUUUGCAGCAGAUGUGGCCCGUGGCAUGGACUACUUGAGCCAGAAACAGUUUAUCCACAGGGAUCUGGCUGCCAGGAACAUUUUAGUUGGUGAAAACUAUGUAGCCAAAAUAGCAGAUUUUGGAUUGUCCCGAGGUCAAGAAGUAUAUGUGAAGAAGACAAUGGGAAGGCUCCCGGUGCGCUGGAUGGCAAUCGAGUCGCUAAAUUACAGUGUGUAUACAACCAACAGUGAUGUAUGGUCCUAUGGAGUGCUCCUAUGGGAGAUCGUUAGCUUAGGUGGCACUCCUUACUGCGGGAUGACAUGUGCAGAGCUGUACGAGAAGCUGCCCCAGGGCUACAGACUGGAGAAGCCUCUAAACUGUGAUGACGAGGUGUAUGAUCUAAUGAGACAGUGCUGGCGGGAGAAGCCUUAUGAGAGGCCGUCAUUUGCCCAGAUAUUGGUGUCCUUAAACAGGAUGUUAGAAGAACGCAAGACUUACGUGAACACCACGCUUUAUGAGAAGUUUGCCUACGCAGGGAUCGACUGCUCGGCUGAGGAGGCAGCCUAGGACCAAGCCCACCCACCUGUAUGUUCUGUCUCCCCUCCACUGGCAUGACAGACCCUUGAUGCCAAGCAAGCCAGCAAGACUGUGCCAAGAGAGGUGACCUAGAACAUAAACAUGUACAUAUAUUGCUGUGUGUCUGGGACUUUACCACAAAAACCCGUGUGUGUGAAUCUAUAGUACACUUUGACUCUCAUAGGACUGUAUAUACUGUUUCGAGUAAGAAUGUGCUGAAAUCAGAAUGCCUGUUUGUGGUUUCAUAUGCAAUAAUAUAUUUUUCUAAAAAUAUGGACUUUACAGGAAGGUGUGUGAGUACAAUUACUAUAAUGCAUAACUCAUUAUCAUCCUAGGUAUUUUUGAUAUUUACCUUCAUAGUGAAUGCUAUAAAAUCUUUGGCUCUGUAGAAGAAAGAUCUUGUUAGUAAACCAAACACCGGCCCUGAUAGGCUGGGUAAGAAAAGUGGGGGAAAUAGGUUAGUUCUAUCAGGAUAGAGGUUAACAUCUAAAAGAGAUCCUGCUGUCCAUCUCUUAACUUUCUCCCUCGUGUAUAGAAGCCAUCCCACUUUCACUUGGUCAUUUGUCAACUUCAUCAUGUGUUUCCAGACCCCCCCAGUCAAUCCAGAAUGCUAACACCUAAAAGUAAGCUUCAAUCUCAUUCCAUACAAGUCUAAGAAUCUUUAGAGAAGUACAAGUUUGAUAAAUUAAUGAGAUUUGGUUUUAGUUUCUCUGGUAACAUGGAUUUGUGUGUUUUAAGAAACUGAAGUAGGAAGUCUGGAGUUCCACUUGGGAGACAUGUGACAUUUGUAUCAACUGAACAUCCCUACAUGUAUUGCACGUUGUAAAGUUUCAGUGUUGAUCAGUUGUGAGUUUACAGUUUAUACCGUAGGCACAUGUUGCACUGAGGUCAUACAGUAAGUGAAUAAAUGUCUUGCCUACC